AUGUUGUCUGUGGUAAUGUUUCUAACCAUCGUAUCAGUUUCGUCUUCAGUUUUAUCAGAGAAAUCAACAUCUGGAGACGCCGCAUUGAAUUUUACUGAACUUGGAUUUAAAUAUGGCCAUUCUGUCGAAGAACACGACGUGGUCACUGAAGACGGAUAUAUUUUAACUUUAUUCCACAUCCCUGGAAAGACAAAAGGGCCUGUUCUCCUAAUGCAUGGACUAUUUGAUUCUGCUGACACAUUCAUUAUAAGAGGAAAUUUAUCGUUAAUAAUUACCUUGGCUAAUAAAGGUUAUGACGUGUGGGUUGGAAAUACAAGGGGCAAUAAAUAUGGCCGGAGACAUAAAUAUUUAGAUCCUGAUGCAGGACCAAAGUUCUGGGACUUCAGUUUCCAUGAAGCUGGUUACUACGAUUUGGCUGCUUUAGUUGACUUUGUCAUAGAAUCUACAGGUGAUAAAAGCAUAAGGACAAUAGGGCAUUCUCAAGGGACUGCGAUACAUUUUGUCCUUUUGUCAACAAGGCCUGAAUAUAACAAAAAGAUCAAAGGAUUCAUCGCUCUGGCACCUAUUGCAUUCCUUAGCAACCUAAUCCCACCAGUUUCAAAAAUGGCGAAGGCAUGGCCGGUCAUAAACAAGUUUUUGGAAAGAUCAGGGGUAGAUGAGUUAGCCCAAGAUCGUUCUGCAGCUACUGAACUCACUCGGUUAUUAUGCAGUCAGGGCUUAAUAGCGUACGAUGUCUGUUAUGUACUCUUCUCUUCGCCAAUUAUCGGUUUCGAUCCUGUAAGGGUUGAACCUGAGUUUUGGGAAGUUGUAAUGGGAUACUCGCCAACUUCUACUAGUAGAAAAACUUUCGUGCAUUUCGCUCAACUUUCUACUGAGAAAAGAUUUGCUCAAUAUGAUUAUGGCACUGUAAGAAAUAUCAGAGUGUACCGAAGUCUAAUUCCACCGAACUAUGAUUUGAGUAAAGUUACUACAAAGAUCUCUUUGAUUGCUAGUGGGAACGAUAAUCUAUCCAGAUUAAAAGAUGUAGAUAUUUUAAGAACAAUGUUACCUAUUGAGCCCAAAUAUUAUGUAAUGGAACCUAUGCUAUGGAAUCAUGUUGAUUUUAUAUGGGCAAAUGACAUGCAAGAUUUUCAAUAG
This is a messenger RNA of Leguminivora glycinivorella, 1137 nucleotides long. RefSeq names its product lipase 1-like. Bases 1 to 1137 code for a protein of 378 amino acids. Gene Ontology annotation, molecular function: hydrolase activity, acting on ester bonds. The transcript has a single exon. Lineage: Eukaryota; Metazoa; Arthropoda; Insecta; Lepidoptera; Tortricidae. The record is from RefSeq and is a predicted model, not a curated record.